Drosophila virilis is the source of this 1302-nucleotide messenger RNA. RefSeq names its product CKLF-like MARVEL transmembrane domain-containing protein 4. Lineage: Eukaryota; Metazoa; Arthropoda; Insecta; Diptera; Drosophilidae. The record is from RefSeq and is a predicted model, not a curated record. Gene Ontology annotation, cellular component: membrane.
AGUGGCAGCAGCAACAAUCAGAGCCAGCGUCAGAGUCAGUGUCAGUUGUGUCAGUCAGUCGUUAAACGCGUCUCGCUAGCCGUGGACAUAGAAUUUGCAGUGCGACUUUCAGUUUUGCAUGCACACAUCGAAUAUCAAAUACAUAGAUCCGCUUUUGUUAACUAGCUGUACAUGUGCGUGCGUGUGUGUGUGUGUAGUGUAUAUGUUUUAAAUUUAAAACGAAACGCGCGCGCAGUUCCCACAUAAAUAUUGUGAGUCCUAUUUAGAAAAAAAAAAAGAAGAAGAAGAAAAACCUAGUACAAAUAAUAACAACAAUACACAUCAAGAACAAAAUGGUCGAGACCGUGGUCACCGUCGAGCGCACAACAACAACUACGGGCCCACCUGGCGGCAAUCCGUCCGCCGGCGAUAAUGGCGGCUUCUGGAGCGCGAUACGGAUCAAUAUGGACUAUUACAGAACGGCGCCGGGCAUUAUAAAGAUUGUCCAGUUCAUAUUGGGCAUCAUUUGCAUGGCGCUUGCCUCACCUGCACAAGCGGCUGCGACAAGUUUCUUUCUGUUCGUUGUUGUCAUCUCUUUCAUAAUUACCAUCCUGCUGAUAGCUGCCUAUUUUCUGGGCAUACGCGAGGCGCUCAAUGUGGCCGUCAAUUGGAUAUUCUCAGAACUGUUAACAACCGCUGUGCUGACGCUGCUCUACUUUAUUGCAUUCAUUGUGCAGCUGGCCAGAUGGGCCGAAUCGAACGCUAAGGGACAUGGCUCCAAUACGGCGGCUGGCGUUUUUGGAUUGUUCAAUUUCUUGGCCUAUGCGGCGGGCACAUACUUCUUAUUCCUGGCGCACAGAUCGGGCGCCACCCAUUAAUGUCCAUUUGUAGCAUAGCCGAGCAUCUGAUCUGAUCCGAUUCGAUUCGAUAGACAAUGGCAUCAAUUUAAUAGUCACGCGCGCACAAGAUAAACAACAGAAAAAAAAAAGAAGAAAAAAAAGGCAAGCUGCGCACCCACCACGAAAGCCAAUGUAGGGUAGUUUAAGUUUUUAAGUGCAAUUGUUCGGAAAGUUUGUUUUUGUUUACGUUCUUUUUCUGUUCACUUACAUCUAACGGCAACAGCGAAUGUGAACAAGCUCAAUUGAAAGUUCGCUCAGUUCAGUUUGGUUCCGGUUCAGGUUCGGCGCGUGCGAUUUGAUUUGUUUUUAAUGUUAUUUUAAUACUUACUUUAACUUUAACGCCUGCUAACAUUUAAGUUCAAUCAACACGAGGCAACAAAAAAAAAAAAUAAGUUCAAUAAAUUAUUCGUAUUUUGUAACUGUA